ACCUUUGCCUCGAAUUCCCCCGAUUUAAAACUGUAAUUCGUCACUGGCGCUUGUUGAAACGUCCGGCUUUUGUUCAUCAAGUUGAUGGCGGAUGAAACGUGGUAUAAUUAACAAAUCGUAAUAUGUCAAUGAGAAAUCUGGCAAAGUGCCCGUGUAUAUUUAUAAUAAAUUGAUAGAAGAAAAAAAGCAAAUUAAAAAUAAGUUCAAACUCGAUCGCGUCUUUUCGUCGGGCAUGUUUCUACUUCGCCCGGCGACAAGGGGCCUGAUCGGACUCUUAAAAAAUCGCUUAAUCAACGUUGCAAAAAUAUCACGUUCAUUGGCGGACAAAAAGACUAAACUAAGCAGUUCGGAACGAGAUCACGACUGUGUUUCAGAGAAAAAAGUUGCAAAACCUAGGAUAAAGGUAAUCCGCGUCUAUCGAUGGAACCCUCACGAGCCAGGGACGAAACCCUACAUGCAGCAGUUCGAAAUCGACAUGAACAACUGCGGUACGAUGGUUCUGGACGCCCUGCAACUCAUAAAAGCGGAGUACGAUCCAACCCUAACUUUUCGAAAAUCAUGUCGGGAGGGAAUAUGCGGUAGCUGCUCGAUGAACAUCAACGGGGUGAACACCCUGGCCUGUCUAACGAAACUCGACGACAAUUCCCCGAAACCGGUGAUCAUCUACCCCCUGCCCCACAUGUACGUAAUCCGGGACCUGGUGCCGGAUCUUUCGCACUUUUUGAAACAGUACAAAAUGAUAGAACCUUGGUUGAAACGGCGGGGCGAGGAUCAGUAUGUCGGGUAUCGCCAGACGCUGCAAAGUCAGCGGGACAGAAACAAGCUGGACGGUUUGUUCGAGUGCGUGAUGUGCGGAUGCUGUACGUACUCGUGCCCCCCUUAUUGGUGGCUCGGUGACAAGUAUCUCGGACCUGCGGUCCUGAUGCAGGCGUACAGGUGGAUCAUCGAUUCCAGGGACUUUGAGCACGAGGAACGGCUCGCGAAGCUUCGCGAUUAUUAUUCCGUUUUUCGCUGCCACACUAUUUUCAAUUGCACUAAAACGUGCCCGAAGGGAUUGAAUCCCGGCAAAGCUGUUGCUCAGAUAAAACGGCUACUUGCCGGUCUUACGAAAAAGGAAAAACCAGACAUGCAGACGCCGCUGCCAGAUCCGUGCGCUGGACCCCCAAGCGCCAAUCCUUCUGCGGAAAAAUGAAUGAUAUAUGUAUAAUAUAUAAUCGAACAUAUUUAUAUGUGAUAAUAACUAUUCACCCUCUACUUCGCUCAUACCAUAACGUUGUUGUCACUGUGGGACGUGAU
Molecule: messenger RNA, 1296 nt
Organism: Diprion similis
Lineage: Eukaryota; Metazoa; Arthropoda; Insecta; Hymenoptera; Diprionidae
Product: succinate dehydrogenase [ubiquinone] iron-sulfur subunit, mitochondrial-like
Exons: 5
Coding region: 233-1192 (319 amino acids)
Biological process (GO): tricarboxylic acid cycle; respiratory electron transport chain; aerobic respiration
Cellular component (GO): mitochondrial membrane
Molecular function (GO): 2 iron, 2 sulfur cluster binding; electron transfer activity
Source: RefSeq, a predicted model, not a curated record